AUGGAAACUACAACCAUCACCACCACGCAGACUGCAUUCACCUUUGGACUUACUGAAAGACGCGCCAGCCUCAGCCUGCACGCCCCGGCCCAGGACUGCACGGUCCCCGCGGCGCACCCCAACACCAGCGCUGCCGGCUUCCAAAGCAAAACCAAGGUGCUGAAGAGACAGCGCUCCAGCUCGCCGGAGCUCCUGCGCUGCAAGCGGCGCCUAAGCUUCAACGGCCUCGGCUACUCCAUCCCUCAGCAGCAGCCCGUGGCAGUGGCCCGGCGGAACGAAAGAGAGAGAAACCGGGUCAAACAAGUCAACAUGGGUUUCCAAACGCUGCGUCAGCAUGUGCCCAACGGCGCCGCCAACAAGAAGAUGAGCAAAGUGGAAACCCUGAGGUCUGCGGUGGAGUAUAUCAGGGCUUUACAGCAACUUCUGGACGAGCACGACGCUGUGUCAGCUGCUUUUCAGUGCGGGUUGCCGUCCCCGACACUUUCCAACAGCUACUCCGCCGACCCGGAGUCGCCUCACUCCACUUACUCAUCAGACGAAGGUAGUUAUGAGCCCCUGAGCUCCGAGGAACAGGAGCUGUUGGACUUUACAACCUGGUUCGACAGGUACUGA
Molecule: messenger RNA, 612 nt
Organism: Micropterus dolomieu (smallmouth bass)
Lineage: Eukaryota; Metazoa; Chordata; Actinopteri; Centrarchiformes; Centrarchidae
Gene: ascl1b
Product: achaete-scute family bHLH transcription factor 1b
Exons: 1
Coding region: 1-612 (203 amino acids)
Biological process (GO): neuron differentiation; sensory organ development; positive regulation of transcription by RNA polymerase II
Cellular component (GO): RNA polymerase II transcription regulator complex
Molecular function (GO): protein dimerization activity; DNA-binding transcription factor activity, RNA polymerase II-specific; RNA polymerase II transcription regulatory region sequence-specific DNA binding
Source: RefSeq, a predicted model, not a curated record